Molecule: messenger RNA, 2169 nt
Organism: Oryza sativa Japonica Group (Japanese rice)
Lineage: Eukaryota; Viridiplantae; Streptophyta; Magnoliopsida; Poales; Poaceae
Source: RefSeq, a predicted model, not a curated record
CCCAACACGUCCCAUCACUAAUCUGAUAAAUCUUGCAGAGAUUAACGCCAUUUUCUCCUGCGUUCUCUUUCUUUCUUCGAGCCACUUGUGUUUUGGCUUAGACGCCACUCUUUCCUCCGUGCCAGCUCUGCGUUAAUCAUCUUCCUCCUCGCUGUACCAAUCUCUUGCUGCGUUUGGGGGGAGCAAAGCGAGCGAGAGGCCGUGAUGGCGGCGGCGGCGGCGGCGGUGCUGCACGCGCUGGUGGCGCUCAGCCUCGCCGGCGCGGUCGCGGCGGCAGGAAGAGGCGGGGAGCAGCCGCUGUCGAGGAUCGGCAUCCACCGGACCACCUUCGCGAUCCAGCCGGGUGCCUCCGUCGACGCCUCGCCGCUCCUCCUCGGCCUCGAGGGACAGGACAGAGAAUGGGUGACUCUUACCUAUAACAACCCCAAGCCAUCGAAGGAUGAUUGGAUUGGGGUGUUCUCUCCUGCUAAUUUCAGUGAUUCUACUUGUCCAUCAGAGAGCCAAUGGGUUGAACCACCACUUCUAUGUACAGCUCCCAUAAAGUUUAUAUUUGCAAACUACAAGAAUCUUGACUAUGAGAAGACAGGAAAGGGAUCCAUGAAGCUUCAGCUAAUCAAUCAGAGGGAGGAUUUUUCAUUUGCAUUGUUUUCUGGAGGCCUCUCAAAUCCAAAGCUCAUUGCACACUCAAAGAGAGUAACCUUCACGAACCCAAAGGCCCCUGUGUACCCACGCCUAGCGCAAGGAAAAUCCUGGAAUGAAAUGACAGUGACUUGGACAAGUGGAUAUGGCACCAAUGAGGCUACACCAUUUGUCAAAUGGGGCCUACAAGGGCAAAUCCAAAGCCUUUCUCCUGCAGGCACCCUUACGUUCAGUCGCAGCACUAUGUGCGGUCCUCCUGCUAGGACAGUUGGAUGGCGCGAUCCUGGUUUCAUACAUACAAGUUUCCUCAAGGAUCUGUGGCCUAAUUUCAAGUAUACAUACAGAAUUGGGCAUCGGCUAUCAGAUGGCUCUAUUAUUUGGGGACAUGAGUAUAGCUUCCAAGCACCUCCUUAUCCAGGGGAAGACUCUUUGCAGCGUGUAGUCAUUUUUGGAGAUAUGGGGAAGGCUGAGGCCGAUGGUUCAAAUGAGUUCAAUGACUUCGAGCCUGGUUCACUGAACACGACCUACCAGCUAAUUAAAGAUUUGAAGAAUAUUGAUAUGGUAAUACAUAUUGGGGACAUCUGCUAUGCCAAUGGUUAUCUGUCACAAUGGGAUCAAUUUACCGCACAAGUUGAACCCAUUGCAUCCAGUGUGCCUUACAUGGUUGGAAGCGGCAACCAUGAAAGAGAUUGGCCUGGAUCAGGUUCCUUCUAUGGGAAUUUGGAUUCAGGUGGUGAAUGCGGUGUACCAGCUCAGAAUAUGUUCUACGUGCCAGCAGAGAACCGUGAGCAAUUCUGGUACUCGAUAGACUACGGCAUGUUCCGUUUCUGCAUAGCCAACACCGAGCUCGACUGGAGGCCAGGCACCGAGCAGUACAAGUUCAUCGAGCACUGCUUCUCCUCCGUCGACCGGCAGAAACAGCCGUGGCUCAUCUUCCUCGCCCACCGUGUUCUCGGCUACUCAUCAGCUAGCUUCUACGUCGAGGAGGGCACAACCGAGGAGCCCAUGGGCAGGGAGAGCCUCCAGCCGCUCUGGCAGAAGUACAAGGUCGACAUCGCCAUGUACGGCCAUGUCCAUGGCUACGAGAGAACCUGCCCAGUCUACGAGAAUGUGUGCGUGGCGAAGGCGGCGAGCCACUACAGCGGCGCGUUCACGGCGACGACGCACGUGGUGGUGGGCGGCGGCGGGGCGAGCCUGGCGGACUACGCCGGCGUACGGGCGCGGUGGAGCCACGUCCAGGACCGGGACUACGGGUUCGCCAAGCUGACGGCCUUCAACCACACGGCGCUGCUGUUCGAGUACGUCCGGAGCCGCGACGGCAGCGUGCACGACAGCUUCACCGUCUCCCGCGACUACCGCGACAUCCUCGCCUGCGGCGUCGACAACUGCCCCACCACCACCCUGGCCUCGUGAGGAUCUCGCCGAAGCUCAGGUUGCUUACUGCUGCUGUGCCGUAAGCCAAUUUGUACAUUGUGACAUUGAGAAUUUGGGAUGCUUGGCUUAUCAAUCCAAUUUGAUCUGAGACUGAAA